CUCAAACCUGGUUUCGGGGACUGCUGGGAUUCCAAGGCUUGUUUUAUUCUGCAGCUGCUAGAACUUGCUGCGAGAAAGAGAAGAGGGGAGCUGCACCCGGCUGUCUGCAGUGGGGAAUUCAAUACAAUUAUCACGUUCUCAAUGUGAAACGGGAUUAAUUUUUUAUUUUUUUUUUUUAACACAACCAAAUACACUUUGUUUCCUCCCCUUCUCUUUUUCUGCACCCGCAGUGGUCAUGCUGCAGACAGCCUGCAGGAGUCCUGAGCUGCUGGUCAAUCAAAACAUCAGUGAGAAUGAAACCUGUUCCUACAGCCCAGGCCACGGAUCUCCACUGCCUGCAGAAACUGCCAGUCCCAAAAGCUACUUUCAACAGAGCCCAUCGCUGCCAGACUCUGGAUUAACUGAACUUAAUGUUGCAAGUCCCAAGAUCUACCCUCCUCCUCCUCAGAAACCUCAGGAGAUGUCUGCUCCCACUGACUCUGCACAUAGCUCUGACCCCCCUCAGAAGCGCUACAUGGGUGUGAGAGUAAAGAUGCCAGUACGGGAAUUACUGAGAAAGAUUCGGCUCUCCAAAGGCCUGGACCCAGCCCACGGCAAGGAAGCCUGCUUAAUGAAGAUGGUAGCCAAAGGAUCCUCGGGAAAAACAGCAGAAAAGAGAAGAGUUCACCCUUAUACAGAGAAACAGCUUAGACAGAGCAAGCAGAGCGCUGGGCAAACACUGAAAGGCUUAGAGGACCUUGAUAUCCUGGUGGAGGUACUGCAGGAAGACUUGAACAAAAGCCAGUUGAAGAAGGGAUCUCUGCAUUCGGCGCCAGAGGGCUUUUGGCAAGGCUUCUCCACGGAUCUGCAAGGCUCCUGGUGGGAAACUGGAGGGAGCAAGCAGGCAGCUGGUGGCCCACAGGAAAGAUGCCACAGCUUAACCAAGCUGCGUUCGCACUGCUGUUUUAAAGAUUUUAACUCAGUGCCACGGGGAGAGGUAGAGACAUCUUUUCAUGGUGACCAGAAAACCACGCGAGAGUUCUACUCGCCAGGAAUAUUCUCAAGGACAAGAGAGAAAGAGAGUAGCUGUUGGAUACAGGAUGUGUGUUCCCAAAGAGAGUUUUCAAGGCGUUGUUCACAGGACACACUGUCCACGGAAGAGUGUCCAGGGGUGCUUCUGGAAGCCAACACAGGCUCCUCAGACACUGAGGGCCAUGUGAAAUCAAUUGCGGCUCCUUUCACACAGCAGGAUCUCUCCGCCAUCUCUUUCUUCCAGUUCCAGCUACACAGGGAAGAAAGUUUGCUGAGAAAUAUCCCAGCGGACAAACUGCUCGCGCCUGACGAAAAUGGCAACAGGCUGCUGCACAAGGCUGUUGCUCAGGGAAGAAGAGCUCUGACUUACGCUCUUGCACAGAGAUUCGCGUUCCUGAAUAAGAUCAACGAGAAGGAUGCAGAGGAACGGACUGCGUUACAUCUCGCUGCAGAAAAGAACCAACACCUGAUGGUGAGUGACCUGAUAUCCCUGGGAGCUAAUGUCAAUGAACAGGACAGCUUGGGGAAAACUCCACUCCACCUCUGUGCAGAGAACGGAUAUUUGAGAGUUCUAGAGGUUUUGAAAAACUGCAAAAGCAACGGGGUGUGCGUGGAAGUGGAUCUGAUGGACCAUUAUGGUCUAACCCCGCUGCACUGCGCUGCUCUCGCCCACACUCGCUUAGUUCAGGAAUCUCAAAAAACUGACAUCGAUUCAGACAUGGGACGGUUUUGCAGACUACGCAAAGACCAAAUUCUUGAGGGAAUUAACUGCUUAUUACAGAUGGGAGGGAAGCCCGAGUUACAGGUACUAAAUUCAUGUCCGAUUACCACCACCCAUUUAAAAAUUGAGGAGAACACAGAGCUCAUGAGUUUGCUUCAGACUCAACUUGAGGGACAGAACACUCUUCAAGAGAGUUACAGUUUGCUGAAUGCUCCGAGAACAGUGCCCAGUCCCUCGUCACCGCAUAGCUUCUCUGAACAAUUUUCCACGUCAUCUUCAGAUCUCUUGGACAUCAUUCUUAAAGGGAAGUGCUGACAACGCUCUCACGGUCCGUUUGCUGCAACUGUCGCUGAAGAGCAGAGAACAGACAGUAAAAGUCUUCAAAUGUAUUAUAGCUUGAACUGACUGUUGAAAAUAUCUCCUCAGUACUCAAAGAGCAAAGUAAUAAAUGGGAAAAAGCCUCAGGCCGGGUUCCGACAGCAUUAAGCAUUUGGUGUUGGACACUCCAGUAAAUGAAUAGGUCUUAAUUUUCUCACAAAGUCGGGCACUUGCAUCUCAAUUUUGAAGUCUAUUUGAGUUGUAGGUGUUUGACAUUUGGAAACUCUGAUGAUUUUUAACAUGGGUGCCUCGCUUAAGAAAACAGUCUUUGAUUUUAGCCCUUUGGAGCCCAACGUAAGAUUGGUCUCUACAGUCCAAACUUAACGUUCAGAUGUGCCGACAGCCUCAGGCAAUUGGUAAUUUUCAACAUGAGAUAUGGGUGCUCAGACUCUGUUGGGCUCCCUUGAAAACUUUCUGCAGUCUGGCUCUGAGUUUGUCCGAGGGGGAGUUGUCACACAGUCCUAUCAGGAGAACACACCCAGCCGCUGUUACUGAGCGUGGUUUUUCAACAGAAAUCAAGCUCUUUAUUUAUGCAAUCAGAAUUUGCCACCGAUAGUGGAUUGAAGUCUGGGGCAGAAAGUGUUUUGUAUCAGUUCCUUUCACUCUGGGUGAUCUAACAGAGGAAUAUACCACAUAAAACUUAAGUACAUUAACAACAAUUAACAAUGAUUAGUUUUAAGCCUAGCAAUUUUGCAAGUUAGAAGAAUAAUAAGGAGCUUAAAUUGUUCUAUGCUGCCAGAUAGCCAAGUAAUCAGAAUUCCUAUAAAUUAGAUUAUCAUUGUAGAAAGAAUUCUCUUCCCAGACUUUGUAUCAUUUCAUUUUAUCUUCUGAUUGCGAGUUAGCUGGUUUCUAUGAAACUUCCCUGUUUGCUACCUAUGGAGCAAUCUACAUGUACACACCCUAAAAAUGACCGAUCCGGCAACCGACUCGCAGACGUCCCUCCGAUGGAAAGAAACGGGAGACUUUUCAUGUGUAACCUUUGCUGGAUCCAGUAUUAAAGUACUCCGAAUGUUUGGGAAAUACUUUUUUUUUUUCAUGAACGCUUUGCUUUUUUGUCCUUUAAAUAAAAGGUUACUUUCCUCUUAUUGGAUAUCCUUAACUGUUAGGCUCCAAGAGCUACGUUGCACAAUGCGAUUUAAGUUUUACUGAAAAAUGACAGCGUUUAAAUUAAUUUCUCUGGGAUUUGGACUACAUGUUUUGUUUCUUAUGUCCUGAACUGCUGAAUAGUGGUCUUCUGUAUUUUGUCUCAUCUAAAUGAGACAGGAUAUUAAAAAUUCUUAAGUAUUUUAUGAAAAUAAAUAAAGAAAUUUAAAUCUGUUAUCUACACGAUGGGUUGUAUAACCCUAUGGAAUAUUCAUCCACCUCCUUCUAUAGAUAUCCUCAUGUUCUAAUCAUGUGAAGUCUUUUCAUCCCAGGUUUUACUUGGAAAUACAAAUAUUUUCCUCUUUGAUGACUUUUGUUCCUUACCUCACUACCCAUUCUUCCUUCAUGCUUGCAUUUAACUCAUAUCUGUGACCACAGAACUUUUUGUUCAUUGGAUAGAAUUAACGAGGACCUUUUACGUUAUUCAGCUUCCAUUCGUGUGAUUUAAGGAUCAGAUCCAACACCCAUUGAAAUUAAAACUUCGUUAUUUUCAGUGAAAAUUGACCAAGAAAUUCUGCAUCAUGUACAGAACUGAGAACGAAGCAGUGUGGUGCACAAAGAUAAGCGCAUCAAUAAGCGCUCUGAGUGAAGAAAAAGUAAUUUACUUACAGGAGAUGUUAAAAAAAAGUGUAGAAAACGACUGUGUAAGAAUACAAUAUUUACCAAGCUAUUUUAGUUACACGGAUACCAUUCAGCACAGGAUCCUUAAGCUCUCACUAUGUGUCAUUUCUUCAAUAUACUCAAAGCCGAACCAGCCUGUACAGUAUAUUCUACAGCAGUCAUACAUUAAUUGCAUUGACAGUAGCAGGUACGUUUGACGUGGUUUCAUUGUUCCUUCUUCUCAAUAAACA
This is a messenger RNA of Cuculus canorus (common cuckoo), 4104 nucleotides long. RefSeq lists its product as uncharacterized. Gene Ontology annotation, biological process: regulation of gene expression. NCBI's taxonomy places the organism in Eukaryota, Metazoa, Chordata, Aves, Cuculiformes, Cuculidae. The transcript is spliced from 12 exons. Gene Ontology annotation, molecular function: DNA binding; POU domain binding. Gene Ontology annotation, cellular component: nucleus. The record is from RefSeq and is a predicted model, not a curated record. The coding region runs from base 236 to 2047 and encodes 603 amino acids.